AUGAAUGCAGUAAACGUUCUUAAUGAAAAAUCCGAUAUCCGAGCGUUGUAUUUUCCACAAUCGGACUUAACAUUAAGGCUUCCUUAUUUACUGGAAAAUGAUGAAUCUUUAAAAACAGAACUCACCCUUCUUAACUUGCGAACUUUGCCCAAUGAUUCUAUCACAUCAAGAAAUCCGAAAUAUCAGAUUGUUUCUGAAAGUGAUAAAUAUGUGAGAUUAGUCACUGAAAAAGGACAAGUUAUUUAUAAUCUUCGAUCACUUACGCAAACAGAUAGUUCAAGGACAAUCGUAAUUCAAGCUCAAGAAGAAAAAGAUAAAGCGACAAUGGAAAUAAAAAUCUUACCUGUCAAAGCAAUCGGAGGAAAGUUAAAUUGUACAGAAUUUACAAAAGAUAUGUGCUUUUGGAACGUAUCAAAGUAUAGAAUUUAUGAAAAUCAACUAGCGACUAUGCUUGGUAAAAUCAAUUCACCAGCUUUUAAAGCACUUUGUCCAACUUAUCAUGUGAUUCAAUAUGAACUACUAAACGGAACAGAAUACUUUCAGAUUAUAAAUGAAAGUUUUUAUUCGAAACCUCUAUUGGACAGAGACACUGUUGAUUAUCCCGGUGGACCGGGUGCUCAUGUGGAAGUCCAAGUUAAAUGUAUUAUACGAAAUGAGCAGUCUGGAGCAGAGUACACCCACGAAACUAAUCUUGAUAUCGACAUCCUGGAUUUGGACGACAAUCCACCUAUAGCGCAGAUUAGUAACAACGUCGAGAUAACGCUGCGAGAUUUUACGGCGAAUACAAGAUUAGAUGAAAAUGAUUUGAUGGUAAAGGAUGCUGAUUCGAAUGCAAGCAACACGUACACCGUUAAAAUAUUGGGAGACGUUCAUAAUGCAUUAUACAUUACAUACGAUGCUAUAUCCGUUGAUUAUACGAAUCCAGAAAUACCUCCGACAACUGCGAUUUACACUAGAGUAUUUUCGCGAACAACAUUACUUCCAAAGUCGCCUUAUAAAGUAAUUUUGCAAGUGACUGAUGAAUCUUUGAUCCCUGGAAAAGGCGAAAAAUCAAUAAAUAUCACAUUGUCUUUCAUCGGGCCACAGCAUCAUCUGACUUCAACGACAACGGCUACACCCCCGAAGAAGCCCAUUUCUUUUCCCACCAGUGUUACCAUAUCUCGGCUUUCUUUACAAUUUUUCCGAGUCACGCAACCGUCUUUUAAGCCACCUACAAAAUUUAACUUCAGUAUUUUGGACUCAAAAAUAUUUAAUGUCACCCCCAAAGGCGGUAUUAUUUAUGUCGCUAAUACUUCGUUACUGCAGACAGCACCUUCGAAAAUUCCUUUAACAAUUCAAUGGAGUACUCCGGGACACAAAUUAUUUACAGCCUCAUUGACAUUGUACAUACUGAAUCCAUCUACUAUACUUGUAAACGACAGCUGUGUAAAUCAAACAACAGCACUGCACUCGUGUGCAAAUGCCAUGGCACGAAAAUCGUGCGAGUCACAAUGCGGAAUUGGCGGUGGUUCAUUCAGUAAUUCCACAACAAGUGAGUGCAUUUGGAGAUCAAACAAUCCAGCUAAUUCAGCAAUAAUGACUGAACGAUAUGAAACAUGUACAGCAGAUUUAGUUCAUUGCCCGGACAACAUUUGCGAUGAAUUGGAACAUCUGGAUCCUCGGAUAUGUCCGCAAGACUGUACUAUUGAAUCGGAGGUGCACUUUGCUGAGAUGAAUCGAGGUGGCAGAGGCAUAAAAAGCGGUCUCGGUACGUGUUCAUGCAAUGAUAUGAUGCAGUGUACAUGUGGACCGGUGCAUUUCCGCAAAACGGGCAGCGAUGGUUCUGGAGCGACUGGAGCUUACGGAAGUGCCAAUAAAGAAGUAGCUAGGAUAAAAAAGGAGCGUCAAAAAGAGACAGCUAUAUCAGACGCUCAUAAAGGUAUUUGGCAUAGUUCUCCGAUUAUAAAACGUAUAAAACUCGAAAAAGAUGAAGAAUCUAAAAGAUUCUUUUAUUGUAAAGAUGUAGAGGCUGAAGUGAAACAAGAACUUUGCAAAAAAAUUAAAGAUGACCCAUGUGAUGAUUAUGUUGAUGCUAAAAAUACAAUCAGUCUAAUUUCUAAUAAUAAUAAUAAUAGUUGCAAAAAUGAAACCAUCAAUAGUCUCGAUGAAGAAAUUCACUUUUAUGACGAUGAGACACUUAUCAUCGAAGACUAUGGCGUAUUUUGUAAGGUUCGAAGUUGGGCAUCCAACGCUGGAGUUACUACUGAAGAUUUGAUGAAGCUUCUUGAUAUUCUGAGAAGAAACGGACAAGCUUCUCGUUUUAAUGCAUCGGCACUAUUAGAUGCCGAUGUAACGCAACCUGUUUUUCAAUCUUCCCCAAAUGAGUUUGAAAAAAAAAUUCUUGAAGAAUUAAAAAACAUAAAAAAAACUCAAGAAAAAACUCUGAAAAAAUUAACGAGUGUUUGCAAUAACCAAUCUAUUGAACAUACUCAAAAUGAUGAUGAUGAUGAUGAUGAUAUUCGUUGCAAAUGGUUCAGCGAGUAUAAUAUAUAUUUGCCAAUCAAUAAAAUAGAAACGUUCAAUCAAUUUGACAAGUUUUUGAUUGAAACAGAACAGUUUAGGACAAAAUUUAUGAGCUUCAUUGAUGUAAUUGUAAAACCAGAUAAAUGUUUAACAAUGUCUCGGAAAAUUGGCGCAGUACUUAAAAAAAUGAUGGUACGUGACGUAGUUAUACAAUUUACAAUGAUAAGACCUAAACCGGAUAGAACUGUUGUGUCCAAAACUAAAUACUACAAUUGUUUGUACGAUUACUUUUACUCAACUCAACUAGAAUUCAGUGAAAAAACCUUGCAGUCAGAAAGCAAAAGAAGAAAACCAAAGAAAAAUCAGAAUGAAACUAGUCAGAAAUAUUUCGCUAGCGCCUUUAGAGCUGCUAUUUCAAACGGCAAAUAUUGGGAUAAUCAUCGAGCAAAAAGACUAGCUUCGACAAACGUUUGUGGUCCGGGUUGUUUAAUUGGUGCUGCUGGAGCUAGUUUCUUUGUUCUCUUGGUUGUCGGAGCUUUUGUAAUGUGGAGAUAUAGAAGUAUUGGAAAAAAUUCAAGACGAGAGUGCAAGCACCGUUCAGAUGACAUGAAUAACGGACUUGGAAUCCUUCCAUUGGACUACUUAGACCGAGGUGAUGGACAUCUUAUAAGUAUAGAUUCAUUCGCUGCUACUAAUCGAAGUUUGCUUCUUCCUAAAUCAUCACCAGUAAGACCAACAACAGUCGCUGUAAAAACAUUGAAAGAAGAUGCCAGUGGCUCUGAACUUGCUGAUCUUCUUUCCGAAUAUCAACUUCUUAAAGAAGCACAGCAUCCAAAUGUAAUCAGGUUACUUGGCGCUUGUACAUCCCCUGGAGGUCCUGUUUAUUUGAUUAUCGAGUUUGCUGAGUUUGGAUCAUUGAGAUAUAAACUAAUGGUUUCAUGUUGGCACGAUGAACCUGGAAUGAGACCCUCAUUCAAAGAACUAACUUGUCAAUGGGAGCGUAUGCUUGAAGAUGGAGUUGAAUACCUUGAUUUAAAUCCACGGACUGUUCAUAAUCAAGCUUACUUUGCAUCACUUCAUGCUCUCGACAGUCCAACUAGUUCAAGCAACGAAGGAGUAAUCAGUGGUAACUUUAGUACUUUUCGGACUGAAGCAGUUAACUACCUCAGCAAACCAUCAGCAGAGCCUAUAACUAAGUGUGAUAAGAUCGAUAAACUUCAAGCUCUUUGGCAAGAUCCAAUUUGUAGCUUUCCAGCAGAACCAGUCAAAACGACUUAUGUCAAUGAAAGACCAGACAAUUUAAAUGUUAAUCACUACGAAAGUCCGAUAAAGUUACGCAGGGUAAGUGUGACGAGUAAUUGUGAAAAUAAUUUAAAAACUCCGACGAACGAACGGCCUCAAUCCUACAUUGACAUGCAGGGAAAAAAAUCCGAUAGCGAUAAUGAUCAAAAUAAUUUAUUGCUGUUCAAUAAUGUUCAUCUAAAUAAUGAUAAAAUAAAUAUAACAAAUGAUUUUACAAAAUAA
Cotesia congregata is the source of this 4026-nucleotide messenger RNA. NCBI's taxonomy places the organism in Eukaryota, Metazoa, Arthropoda, Insecta, Hymenoptera, Braconidae. The record is from the annotation of a GenBank genome assembly.